Molecule: messenger RNA, 6168 nt
Organism: Lizanozyma spartinae
Lineage: Eukaryota; Fungi; Ascomycota; Pichiomycetes; Serinales; Debaryomycetaceae
Exons: 3
Coding region: 1-6168 (2055 amino acids)
Molecular function (GO): mannosyltransferase activity
Source: RefSeq, a predicted model, not a curated record
AUGGCCAAUGAUAAAUGGAUCACCAGUCAUUGGUUCCAACUGUCAGUAUCAAAGGUAUGGCUUGAAAGUGAAAAGUUGUUCUUUGUUGUUUACCAAAUACAGUACGUCCCAGAUGAUGAUGAUUCCAAAAUGUCAGUAUCAGAGAAACAACCUUUGAUAUCCUUUAUUUAUGCGGAGUUCGAUUCUCUGAUGGGGGCAACUAUUGAAGACUACUCCUAUAAUGGAGUGCUCUACCCUUCUAUUCUACCCCUUACAACCUAUAACGAAGACCACACCGUAUUCCCAGGACCCCUGAAUAUUAAUGUGGUCUACAGCACCAUAGAAGAUGGCACCCACCAACCAUUGAUUUUGUUCAACUCAUUGUCGUCCAGUACGGAUAACAAACUUUAUUGGAUUCAACCUGGCAGCAACAGCAAUAAAUGGGAACCCCAACGGUUUAGCUUAAACAAGGAUUCCAAUUAUGACAACUGGAUUCCAUUAUUUGAUAGAAGUGAUCCCCAUUACGUCUACGAUACUCACAUCUUAUUUUUAGAUGGAAUGUCUGUAAUCAAAUGCAGCCUAGAGAAUGGUUCGUGUGAGGGGGAUCCACCACUAAAGCCUAAUGGUUUACAGAACUUUGUUGACCAUACUCCGUUACUAAGCAUAAAGUCAUUUCUUCUUCCCUCGGGCGUCGAUCUCCAUGGAAUUAAAGACAUUUGGCUUGGAUUUUCUAACCUUCUUCUAGAACUGUGUGGAUGUGGUACGAGAAUGUAUCGUCCUACAAUUGUUGUAUAUGUUAUGGACGACCACAACUCCAUGCAUAUGGUGCAGUUAUCUCAAAUGAUAGACUUCAAUUUGAGUGUUGGGAAUCGGAGCAGCAAUAAUGAUGAGUGUAUUUCCGUCUCAGAGAUAAGUGCACAUUCAAUAGAGAUUAUUGAUAAUCAAAUUAUGGUGAUGGUUACAACUAGUGGUGGGCUAUCAUAUGAGAUCAUAGUAGAUGGCCUCUCUAAAGAGUUGGCCAGAGGUCUUUCAUACUUAGAUCUUGAACGUGAGGGAAGUUCGCCUGAUUAUGAAACUGUACUAAUAAGCUCUCAAAGUUACUGUAAUCGAGUUUCCAAUGUUUAUGGAGCCGGAGAUGUGGCGGCCUUAGCAGCAGCUGAUAGCGAAAACGACGACCGCCAACUAAUAUUAUAUCCCAAUUAUAUCAAGAACCCCGAGGACCAUUACAGGGCCAAUUUCGGAAUUUUUGAUAGAAGUAAACAAAAGAUUGUUCAAUUAGGUGAUAAUGUUCCUCGAAAUGGUGACGUUGACAAAAGACUUCAUGACUACCUGUUCAAUCCACAAACAGUGCAACUUUACGAUGCCUUUACUGAUUUAGAAGACAAGGCAUCCAAUGAAGAAUGUUCUCGAACAGCAAAAGAGUUCCAUGUGGGGUUUUCAAAGCCAAUAGAUAUGACUGGAAAGUUUUCUGAUUACAUUUCAAAGUACAUACACAGAGACAUAACCAUCAGCCAGUCACAAUUGGAUUAUUUCUUUGAGUAUAAGGACUUUAUGGAGUCUCGAAUGGAGGAAAUGUUGAAAGAUAAAGAUUCAAUUGAUCAAUUUUGGACCCGAUUUGGUGGUGCCAGUGUAUUUUUUGAAGAAUUUGGAGUAUAUUUGAUGCUGAGUCGAGUGAUUUAUUCCCCCAAUAAAGAACGUGAUCAGCCGAGCUUCUCAAUGACAUUCCUUCAAGUAUUUGAUAAGGAUUGGAAUGAAUUAAAAAACGUUGAAAUGGUUGUACCUGAUACGGAGGAUAACGACUCUAACAGUAGUGGGUUUAACCGGUUCACGUAUCCGGAGUUUGCGAGAAUAGCUUCGUAUCAUGAUUCAAGUGUUGAUAAGAUAAAGAGUUAUGGACCAGAAGAUCCUCGACUUCUUAUUCGAAAGAAUCAUUUGGGUCAUGAAGAACCUAUGCUUAUUUUCACUCAGUUGCAACGAGAUAUUUCUGAAGGUCAACAUGGAGAUACCAUAUCCAAAGAAUAUCGUUCCAUGUUUUAUUCCUUACCAUGGGAAGUUCAAGUUGGAAAGAGUCUGGUGGAUCCAGAUGAAGUGAAUGAUAAGGCUUAUUACAAGACUGUGGAAUUAAGUAUAUUUGAUCAAGAAACCAACAAAUUUUUGGAAAAAAGACCGAAGGAAAAGAAUUGGACUCCAUUCUUUUCUCCAACAGAUCGGAGAGCCUCUAAUGGAGUCGAUAAGUCGAUAUACUUUGUGUAUCUGUGGGAGUAUCUACAAAUUCUUAAAUGUGAUAUUCCAAAUAGUAGUCAGGGUGAGACAUCAGUUUCAAAGUGCAUAAUCGUGUUCCAUAAUAAGCCAGAGAAAGAUUUCGUUGGGAGUUUCAGAGGUGGUACGCAGUUGAUCAGCGUCAAUGACUUAAUCACCACCCUUCCAACUCCUUAUAAUGAGCUUCCACAAGAAUACUGGAUCGGAUACGCUCGGUCUCACAUUGCACAUUGUGGGUGUGGCGAAGUUAUGUAUCGACCUCAGGUGGCCAUUGUUACCAGGUCCAAAGAUAUGACCAAGUUUCAAGUAUCCCAUGUAUCUUCUUUCAUGGGAUUUGACAUGGAUGUGCUACCGUAUGCGAACAAAGUAUGUGAAAGAGCCAAUGUGUUUUUACCCAAUGGGUUGUCUAGAUGGCAUAUUCUGACUUCCCAAGAAAGUGAAAACGAACUAGAUGAUGUGGUGACCCUCUUUUAUACUUUGGCCGAUAAGGUUCAAGGCCGGUUUCAUAUUAGAGGAUUAUUGAGUCAACUAUUGGGCCUGAAAGCAUUUGAAUGGAAUGAUCAACUGAUGACACCAGACAAUCGACCAACAGAUCCAUAUUUGCAUCAUGUUAAUGUGUCAGAAUUGCGUGCGUCGAUCAAAUGUUUAAAUGUGGCUUUCUUAUCCUUAUCUUACUUGAAAUUUGUUGCUGAUUCGAUCAUAUUAGACGAGUCACAUUCCAUAUCUUAUGUGAUAUCCACGUCUUACCAAAAGAAUCCCUUUCAAUUAAGACCUGUGUUGCAUAAAUUGGUGUCAAACCAGAAUAAUAACAAAUUUUCUUCUUCCAUUCUGCCCACAUUACUUGAAGAGACUCGUAAGAAUAUUAACAACCAGGAGUGGAUCAACUCUCAUUGGUUCCAUGAACAAGUGUCUCGUAUAUGGCUUGAGGAAGAGAACGCAUUCUUUGUGGUACACCAGCUCGUCUAUAAGGCAGGUUCCUCUGAGUUGUUAGAUCGUAAGCUACAGAAACCAACACUUUCGGUGUUGUAUGCUGUUUUUGAAACAGAAACCAUGGAGAUUAAAUCAGGCUUCCAAUGGAAGGGACGUCGUUAUCCGGAGUUUAUCCCAAUUGACAUAGGUGCGGCUGAAAAAGUAAAGACUGACGAAGAAAAGACUGCUGCUGACAAAGAGAAGGAAAAGGAUGAGUUAAAAGAAAUUAAAACCGUGGGUCCAAUUAAUCCAAAAGUAAUACCCUUUAAAACCGACGAAGGAGUUAUUCAGCCGCUCAUUGUGUUUACAUUGGAAACAAAAGAAGGUUCUAGAAUCCAUUGGAUGACCACAGGAGAAACAAGACAUUGGACCAAACCUAAAGCUUUCAAACUUAGCAACGUAGAAAACCCCAAGUACGAAAGUUGGGCACCAUUUGCCGACAUUAAAGGUACUCUAGAUGCACUGGUCGAUGAUGCUGUUCAUUUUGUUUACGGUGCAGGUACAAAUGCAAUCAUUAAAUGUCAAUUAUGGAACAGUGAAUGUGCUAUAACCCAACAAGACUCUUCCGAUCCUAAUAAGAUCAUUGAGGAGUUUUCAAAUGGUAGUCCCUUGGUCAGUAUUGGUUCUCAACUUAAAUUGGCAUCAGAGACCAUUGAAGAUGUCUGGAUUGGGUUCAUUGGUAUCACAAUGAAUAAAUGUGGAUGUGGUCAACGAAUGGAUAGACCUGCUUUUGUUGUAUACCAAAAGGAGAAGGGAAGUGGACCAAGACUUGUCCAAUUAUCCCAAGCUCUUGACUUUCUGCUUCCCGUUUCCGGUUGGGACCAUUUGGCAAAAGUCAAGGAAGCGUGUCUCAAAGUUAGUAGUAUGAAGAUCAGUUCAAUUAGUGUUGAAAAAGAUGGUAACCUUAACGUUCAAGCUACAACAAGUGAAGCCAUUUCUUUUGACUUAACUAUUCAAAAGUUAAUUCGUGAGAUUUCCAAAGGACUUUCCUUUGAUGGGAAGUACACGCCACCCAGUACUAGUUUGUCAUUGGAACACUCCAAGAGUUAUUGUCUAGCUUAUGGUAAGAAACACUCCAGUUUCAUUUCAUCGUUUAUCGACGAUAAAGAAGAGAAUCAGAAAACCACUACUCCUAGUACUUCUGAAGAUUCAGAUGAUCUAGCUUUUGAAUAUGUUGACACUCCAGAUGACGAUAUCUCCACUGUUGAAUUACUUAAAAAGGGUAAGAAAUUGGUUCUUUAUCCAUCAUAUAUUGAAAAGCCCUUGGAUCAUUAUUUGGAACAUUUCGGUAUGCUCGAUCAAAAUAAAAAAGAGAUUGCACAAUUGGCAAAGUCUAAAGUCAAACAUCCUAAUCCAUUCACUGAUUUUAGAUACAAGAACCUUGAGCUUUCUAUUUAUUCUGCAUUCACUGACUUGAAACAAAGUCCCAAGAGAGAAGCUUGCUCCAAAAUCAGACAGGAUAUUCCUAUUAAAGUUAGUGAUGGUGUGGACAUGACAAUGCAAGCAUCUAGAUACAUUCUCAGAUAUAUUAAUAAUGAUCCGGCAUUAGAUCCUGAACAAUUGGCGUAUUUCCAUGAAUAUUCCGAUCAUUUUAAAGAUAAAAUCGAAGAAAUGAAGAAAAAUCCCAAGAUUAUAGAUAAACAUUGGAUGCGUUUUGCUGGUGCUUCUGUAUUUAUUGAAGAAUAUGGGGUUUACCUUAUGGCUUCAAGAAUAAUUUAUACCAAGAAUAAAAGAGAUAGUCCACUGUUUUCCUUGACUUUUAUUGAAGUCUAUGAUGAAAACUGGGAAGAAUUAAAUGUGGAGAUGGUUGUUCCAGCAACAGAUGACAAUUCCAUUGGAUUCCGUAAGUUCAAUUAUCCAGGUUUUGUUCGUAUUGCAUCAUACAAUAAUGCUAAUGUUGAUACAAUCAAAAACUAUGGACCAGAAGACCCCAGAAUAUUACUUCGGAACAACCACUUGGGUCAUGAGGAGCCAGUAAUUGUUUUUAAUCAAAGACAAAGAGAUAUGGUCAAGAAUGAUGGUGAUAAGGUGAAUUUGAAAGAGCAUAGAAGUUUUUUCAUGUGUUUGCCUUGGGAAGUCCAAGAAGGUAAAUCUGAAGUUGAUCCUCUCUCGUUUAAAGAAACUCGUACCACAUACACCAAAACUAUUGAGCUUAAAAUCUUUGAUGAUCAAGCUCAAAAGUUUUUGGAGAAGAGGGAUGCUGAAAAGAAUUGGACACCAUUCUUUAGUAUGGACGAUAGAAAGUUGAAUAAUGGAGUUGAUACUUCUAUUUAUUUUGUUUACCUGUGGGAGAAUAUUCAAAUUUUAAAGUGUGAAAUUCCUACAGGGUCAGGAACUGGGUCGACUGUUUGUAAAUCAGUUUUCUGGAACAAACCUACUAAGAAGGAGUCGACAUUCUUACGUGGAGGAACUCAAUUAAUAAGUCUAAGUUCCAUUGUAAAGGAAUUACCUGAAGAAUUUGAGAAAGUCAAUCAUGAAGUAUGGUUAGGUUUUGGAAGGUCUCAUAUGUCUCAUUGUGGAUGUGGAUCAGCAAUGUAUCGACCACAAUUACUUGUACUUGCCAAAGACCUUACUGAUCAUAAAUAUCAAGUGACUCAUGUUUCUUCGUUUGCUUCGUUUGAUCUCGAGAUGAUUCCUUGGGCUGAUAAGAUGUGUGGAGAGGGAGCAAGUGUAUUCAUACCUAAUGGUAUUGCCAAAUGGCAUAGUCAAGUUGUUAAUGAUCGUUUAGAUGAUGUCUUAACUCUUUUCUAUUCCAUGGCAGAUAAAACUAUUGGAAGAGUCAAUAUCCGUGGUGUAAUCAAUGAACUCCACAAGCUUGGUGCAUUUAGAUUACCAGCAGAAGUUGAUACCUUGGAUGAUAGUGGUACAACCGACUUUUUCAAGGUUACUUCCCAAGUUAAAUGUGCUUCACAUCAAUCUUGGGAUUUCUGUGCAAAAUUCGGACAGCUGUUUACGUCAUAA